AUGGAUGUUCUCCGGAACCACAAAACAGAUCUUCGCCUUCGACUGGUUACGGAGAAGUGGGCGAACGUUCUAACGGAGUUCGCUGGCAAGUCGUGGCCUUAUCUCAAUAAAGUGACGGAAUACUGCAUGGAGAUCUUCGAGGAUGUCAUGUACGUCUUCGGCGGAACAGACCGCUUCGCAGAGCUAGGCAACAACGUCCUCAUGGCACUCAACCUGCGUACGCUGAUAUGGACACACCUAGGCGGGACUACCAAUACUAAGGCGACGAACACCAUGCCGAUGUUGCGGCGAUUCGCGAGCAGCCGGGUCAUACCCGCCCAGAAACGUCUGUACAUUCUCUACGGUAACAUCGGGCGCCAGUCCGCGUACAUCGCACACAGGCCGUACGGAAAUCUGGAGGACUACAACUACGAGGACAUGUGGUCGUACGACAUCCCUGGAAAAUCGUGGCGAAGGGGGCGCAUCCGCGGGAACUUCCCGGCCCCCCCGCUGUGA
Sparassis crispa is the source of this 495-nucleotide messenger RNA. RefSeq lists its product as hypothetical. Bases 1 to 495 code for a protein of 164 amino acids. Gene Ontology annotation, molecular function: protein binding. The record is from RefSeq and is a predicted model, not a curated record. The transcript has a single exon. NCBI's taxonomy places the organism in Eukaryota, Fungi, Basidiomycota, Agaricomycetes, Polyporales, Sparassidaceae.